This is a messenger RNA of Salpingoeca rosetta, 2626 nucleotides long. RefSeq lists its product as uncharacterized. The record is from RefSeq and is a predicted model, not a curated record. Bases 44 to 2626 code for a protein of 860 amino acids. Gene Ontology annotation, cellular component: cell wall; plasma membrane. NCBI's taxonomy places the organism in Eukaryota, Choanoflagellata, Craspedida, Salpingoecidae. The transcript has a single exon.
CAUUCAAAUUCGUGCAGCGCGUAUUGUGUCGCGCACAGAGAGGAUGGCCAGCUUUGCGCACAACAACCCGCACCCGAUUGUGGCAGAGACAGGGAUUGGCCGUCACCACGAUGAUGGAGCAGGGUCAUGGGCGAACAAGCCAUCUGGUGCAAAGGGUGCACGUCCUCAAUACCAGCCGUACGCCCAGGUCUACUCGGCUGGCACGCAUACCCCGUCAUCGCCGUAUACUGAUGUGAAGCUCUUCACCCUGGAAGGCGAUGGUGGGCGUGGGGGCUCAAGUACGGUCGACGAAAAGCAAGGACGGGGUUGCGGGCUCAAGGCUCUCCUGGUUGUCUUGCUCGUGGUCAUUGUCGCCGCGGCUGUGAGUGUGCCAGUAGCCGUGACGAGCACAGCGGCUGGUGCCAGCAAGAGCCGCGGCCAGAGCGCUUCAAACGUCACCACAACAGCAGCUGUUGUGACAAGCGCAGGCACGACAGUUCAUCCAGCAACGACUGUGACAACGGCCAAUAUCACCACCAGCACCGCCUCUACGACCCCACCGACAACAUCAAGUACUACAACGACUACUACAACGACUACUACAACCACUACAACCACUACAACAACAACAACGACUACCACAACCACAACAACCACUACCACAACAACCACUACCACAACAACCACUACCACAACAACAACCACUACCACAACAACAACCACUACCACUACCACGACGACAACCACUACAACAACCACUACGACCACUACAACAACCACUACGACCACGACUUCAACAACAACAACAAGCACAACAACAACCACAACCACUACCACGACGACAACCACAACAACAACAACAUCCACAACCACAACGACCACGCUCUCCCCUGACAUCUUGGACUGUGAUAACCCGAACUCGCGCCUCUAUUUUGCGACUCAAGCCAUGACCACUGCAGCUGCUGUUGUGAACUGCUGCUGUGACGAGUUCUACGCGUUGGAGAGCGUGAAUGGAUCGGUGACGCUGCGCAACACGGAGACAUCCUUGCAGUUUGGGUCCGUGGUGCAUGUUGGCGGGGACAUUUCAGGUGUUAGUGGCGGCGCACUUGAGUCUGUUGACUUUGGGCAGGUGACAACUGUUGGUGGUGAUGUUGCUAUUCACUACACCAACCCUGUUAGCGCCAUUGCGUUCGGCUCGCUGCGCGAUGUCGGCGGCACCGUUAGCUUGGCAGGCACAAGCUUCAGUGUUGCCCAAGGAGGGGUGACUGGGAAUGUGCUGAUUUCGGCGCAGACACUGGAGAGCAUCGACUUUGGCGGCAUCACCGGUGUCAGCGGUUACGUCAGGUUCACCUCCAACGCUGCCCUGACCAGCAUCAACUUUGGCAAGAUCACCAGUGUGGGUGCCUACGUGGAGUUUUUGCGCAACGAUGCCCUCACCAGCGUUGACUUUGGCAGCAUCGCCGGCAUUGGCGUCACUGGUGGCAGUUUUGGCGGGUACAUUAAGUUCUUUUCCAACGAUGCCCUCACCAGCAUCGACUUUGGCAGCAUCACCAACGUGGUCACGUACAUUGAACUCAAUUCGAAUGCUGCGCUCACCAGCAUCAACUUUGGCAGCAUUACGAGCGUGGGCACCUACAUCAGAUGCGUCGUCAAUAGCGCCCUUGUUGCCGUUGACUUUGGCAGCAUUGCCAGCGUGGGUGCAGACAUUGACAUCAGCACCAACGCUGCCCUCACCAGCAUCAGCUUUGGAAGCAUCACCAGCAUCGGCGGUUACACCAAGUUCACCUCCAACGCUGCUCUCACCAGCAUCAACUUUGCCAACGUUGCCAGCGUGAAUGGGUACAUGAGCUUCACUUCCAACGCUGCCCUGGCCAAUGUCGACUUCAGCGGCAUCACCAGCGUGGGUGGUUUCGUGUCGUUCCUCUACAGCGACGCCCUGGCCAAUGUGAACUUCAACAGCGUCACCAGCGUGGGUGAGCACGUGUACUUCUUCACCAACAACGCCCUCACCAGCAUCAACUUUGGCAGCAUCACCAGCGUGGGCACCUACGUCUGGCUCUAUUCCAACGCCGCGCUCACCAGCGUUGACUUUGGUGGCAUGGGAAGCGUGGGGACGUACGUUGAGUUCAAGAGCAACCCCGCCCUAACCAGCAUUGAUUUCCGCAGCCUGGGCAGCAUCACCCAAGAUCUGAGACUCUUGUUCAACCACGCCCUCACGAGCUUCAGCAUUAGCAGCGUACUCAGACUGGGCAGACUGGUGCGCUUUGAGUCGAACAAUGCCCUCACCCACAUUGACUUCGGCAGCACCAUCAGCGUGGGCAACUCCAUGCUUUUUAAGAACAACCAGGCACUGACCUCUGUGGACUUUGGCAGCAUUACCCGUGCGGAGAGCGGCAUCAAGUUUGAGAACAACGACGCGCUGACGAUCGUGGACUUUGGCAGCAUCACCUUUGUUGGCUUCACCAUCGACUUUAAGGACAACGGCGCCAUCACCAGCAUUGACUUUGGCAGCAUCAACAGCGUGGGUGGAAUGCUCUCCUUUACAAACAACGACCUCCUGACCACUGCCAACUGCCAUGGCCUCAACGCAAUGUGUGUGAACAACAACGAUGGCAUCACGCUCAUCGCCUGCCCAAUGGUGUGCUGA